UUUGCCUACCUAUAUAUUCGCGUUUCCUUGACCCUGGUAGAUUACAAUACAAACACAUAAGCCAGUAUCGAGGCGGCGUUUAUAAAACUACGUUUCAUACUCGUCAGAUGAUUCGAAGAGACCGAAAACGCGAACGUUACUCGAGAAAAUUUUGCAAGUAAUCUGGCCGAAGCGACUUGGACAGUUUAUCGUGAUCAUCCAACUCGAAUACGUAGUUGGCCGACGAUCCGCGCAGAAGGUGAUCGACAGCGUGGAAGGAAGAUGCGUGCUCGCGGAUAAGCGUAAUCGAUGAAGUUCCACUCGUCAGCUGUUUUCAAUAGGAAAUGAUACGUAUAAACAACGAUUGGAAAGUUUCAGUACUUGUUGACCGUGUAUAGCAUUUUAGAUUGUGAGAGAAAUCGACCAUUGGAGGAUCAAAUUUAUCUCUGAUGCUUCAAAUCAUACAGAUAAUUGAUUAUAUAUAACAACGAAGCUUAGUGAUCGAUAGCUCACGAUCUAUUAACGUUUUAUACCGAUCGACGUUCCCUGGAACGGUCGCUAGAAUCAACGGUCAAAGAUAAAAAACUGCUCUCUUCAGGAACCUGUGAACUGGACUGCGAUCUUUCUGCGGCCAGCGAAAUAUUUUUCAAAACAGUGGCUAUUUCUGUGAAGUGUACGAUGAUAAUGUCGACUCUGAAUUAGACCGUGUCAAUCGCGAGAUCAAGUCGACGCGCUAUUGUGAUCCAUGAAAAUUUCACUCGUCUCUUGUCGUUUUCGUAUUUCGAGGCUUUAUAAAGGCUAAUUCGUGGAAGCUUCGUAAAUUACCGUAGUUUCGAUAAAAUCUGUUAAAAGUUCAUACGUCCCUUAUCAUGUUCCGUAUUUUGAAGCUUCGUAAAAAUUCAGUUGCACGAAAGUUGAUAGUAAACUAGAUAAACUUCUGUUAUUAACUAACUGAACAAUUUGCAAGUGAAGUGAAUCUGUUAGAAAGUGUUCGGAAAAUGAAGCUGUUGCCAGUGGUGUUAAUUUUCACGAUAUUAUCGAUAUGUCAAGGAUAUCGAAUAUUAGGCGUGUUUCCCUUCAAUGGAAAGAGUCACUUUAUGAUGUUCGAACAAUUAAUGAAGAUUCUGGCUAGGAGAGGACAUCAAGUCGACGUGAUUAGUACGUUCCCUUUGACGAAGCCGUAUCCGAAUUACAACGAUUUAAUCGUGCUACCGAUGGCGAGACAAUUCAUGAACAACAUGACUUACGACGAAAUAAACACGUUGUUUGCGGACUCGGCUACUCAUGUCGUGGCCACUUUGGCGGGAAACAAUAUUUGUGAAUUUUUGAACAACUCACAGGUGCAGCAACUUAUACGAAACCCGCCUAACGAUCCACCUUACGACGCGGUCAUAAUGGAGGUAUUCGGCGCGCAGUGUUUCGCGAUAUUUGGUGAUAUCUUAAAGGUGCCAGUGAUAGGAGCGAGCUCCUCUGUCCUUUAUCCAUGGAUCUACGAGUGCAUAGCGAAUCCGGAAAAUUUGGCGUUCGCGCCAAGCAAUCUAAUCGCCUACUCGCAGAAUAUGAAUUUCUGGCAGAGAAUGUACAAUUUUGUGCACACCGUUUACACGAAAUGGGAGUUCAAAGCAAAAACCGCAGAACAGACGGAUAUUCUAAGGAAAUACGUUAGCCCUGACGCGCCCGAUAUCAGAGAAGUGGAGAAGAAGAUAUCUAUGAUCCUCGGUAACUCGCAUAUGUCGAUAAAUGGAAUCAAGCACACUACUCCUGCGUACAUCGAGGUCGGAGGAUUGCACGUACGAGACGAAGGAGUCGAAUUACCGCUCAGUCUAGAGAAAUGGAUGAACGAGAGCACACAUGGAUUCGUUUAUUUCUCGUUUGGCUCGAUGGUGAAGAUCGAAUCCUUCCCACUGAAACUCCUUAACAUCUUCUACAACUCUUUGAGUAAAAUAUCACCUGUCCGUGUUUUGAUGAAAAUCGCAAAAUCGGACGAACUUCCGCCUGGUUUGCCGAAGAACGUUCAUGUCUUGCCAUGGGUGCCACAAGUCAAAGUUCUCCAACACAAGAAUGUGAAGGCAUUCAUCACCCAUGGAGGUCUUAUGGGUACCCAGGAGGCAAUUCAAUACGGUGUCCCUCUGAUCGGUAUACCGUUGUUUGCUGAUCAAUUUAUCAAUAUCAACACCUACGUCUGGCUCAAUAUUGCAGUAGGAUUAGAAAUUGACACUCUGACCGAGGAGAAAAUGGAUCACGCCCUGAAUAGCAUUUUGAACGAUCCAAAAUAUCGGGACACGGUGAAGAAGCUUUCGAGAAAAUUCGUGGAUCGUCCGUUAAGUGCGGCGGACACCGCGAUUUAUUGGGUCGAAUACAUCAUCAGACACGGUGCAAACGCGCUCAGAUCACCGGCCAUGGACUUGACAUGGUGGCAAGUGGAACUAUUGGACGUUGUAGCGUUUAUUCUGAUUGCCAUUGUCGCCGCUCUCUAUAUUAUAAUGACCGCGAUUCAGUUCGUGUUUAAUUUAACGUUUAGUAACUCGGAUUCCAACGAGUUACGCAAGAAGAAAAUUUCUUAAGUACUUCUUUCCUUUCCUUUUUUUUCGUUUUUAUUACGUUGAUGACGUGAAAGCUUGGUUCGUUUCUCCUCGACGAAGUCGUUGCUCCUUUUUCCAUUGAAAGAGAAAAGAAAACGCGAUAAAAAUAUUUUUCGUACUAUAUAUAUUAUUUUUGACAAAAAAAAAAAAAAAAAGAAAGGAAAAUUCGAAUAGAUGUAGUACAUAGAAGAUUGCUUUAGUGGAGAGAUAAGAUCUCUUAGUGAAUUGUUUACGCGACACGCCCUGUAAUCGUGGUUUUCGUAAUUAAUGUCAUUGACGGUUCGACGAUUAGCUGAACUCGACGUUUUAUCUCGUCUCGCUAUUAAAAGACAGAUCCUUUUUAUCAAAACGGAAAUUUACUUAAUCGUAUUGAAUUUAACGAUAAUAUACCAACGUACUCGUAUCAUCGCUCGCGUCCAGUUUUAACGAUACUAGAUAAAUUCUUUUUAAUUUUAUAAAAGUGUAUCAACGCAGAUAUAUUAUUACUUAGGAAAAUUUGUAAGUGCAAUUAAAUUGUGAAUUAAUCCAUUCCAUGCGAACCGGCCAACGACAAAAUAUCGAAUCGCAAACAUUCGACUAUAUAUAUAUAUGUUUCUAUAUAGUGAAAAAUACAAAAAAUAUGCACACGAUGUAUGUUUAUUGCUUGUGAAUUGUUAAGUGAAUAGAUCUAAAGAUGAUUAGAACAUUGGCGUGAAAAAUAAGGAAGAUCUCUGUAUCCGACGAAUUAAGGUCGCAAUAGGCGAAAGCCUAUUAUCAGUAUCAUUAUUGUUAUACUCUUACAGUAACGUAAAUUAAGUAAAUUAAGUAAA
Molecule: messenger RNA, 3370 nt
Organism: Bombus huntii
Lineage: Eukaryota; Metazoa; Arthropoda; Insecta; Hymenoptera; Apidae
Product: UDP-glucosyltransferase 2-like
Exons: 5
Coding region: 978-2543 (521 amino acids)
Molecular function (GO): UDP-glycosyltransferase activity
Source: RefSeq, a predicted model, not a curated record